CAUGCCUGUGUAAAAAGAUAAAAAUAAAAUAAUUGACACGAAUGAAACGGAUCCCCUCUCUCUCAGUUCUCUAUUGAAGCACACUCAACAUCGUACUUGACGUUCUCCAACGAGGCAACGAAUACUUGUAUCCUCCAUUGAAGCAGCUUUUGAGAUGAGCGCUAUAGGUAAAAUUGUUGCUACAAGACUUAAAAGUUCAGGACUAAUAAGAAGUCAAGCUCUGAUUGCUGGAAAAUGGACUGAAGCUUAUAAUGCGUCUACCCGUGAUGUCAUUUCUAGAUGCAGGAUGAGCACUAAAGCUGAAAGUGUUGCUAUGAAGCUUAAAAGUUCAGGACUAUUCAGAAGUCAAGCUGUGAUUGCUGGAAAAUUGACUGAAGCUUAUGGUGGGCAUACCCGUGCUGUCGUUUCUAGAUGCAGGAUGAGCACUAAAGCUGAAAAUGUUGCUACGAGGCUUAAUAGUUCAGGACUGUUAAGAAGUCAAGGUCUGAUUGCUGGAAAAUGGACUGAAGCUUAUGAUGGGAAGGUUAUCGAGGUGACCAAUCCUGCCACUGGUGAUGUUGUAGCAAAUGUUCCAUGCAUGGGUGGAAGGGAGACAAAUGAUGCAAUAUCUGCAGCUUAUGAAACAUUCAGUUCAUGGAGCAAAACCACAGCAGCUGAAAGGAGCAAAUGCCUACGGAAAUGGUAUGAUUUGCUGAUUGCUCAUAAGGAGGAGCUUGGACAACUGAUUACAUUAGAGCAAGGAAAACCCUUAAAAGAAGCAAUUGGUGAGGUUGCUUAUGGGGCUUCCUUUAUUGAAUACUUUUCUGAGGAGGCAAAACGUGUAUAUGGUGAAAUCAUUCCUACUCCACUAUCUGAUCGACGGUUGUUUGUUCUAAAACAGCCUGUUGGUGUUGUUGGAGUCAUAACUCCUUGGAAUUUCCCACUGGCAAUGAUUACCAGAAAGGUAGGUCCUGCUCUUGCUAGUGGUUGCACAGUAGUGAUUAAACCAUCAGAGCUUACUCCAUUGACAGCUUUGGCAGCAGCAGAGCUCUCCAUUCAGGCUGGGAUACCUCCGGGUGUAGUGAAUGUUGUCAUGGGAAAUGCUAAAGAAAUUGGGGAUGCUUUACUGGCCAGCACGCAGGUGAGAAAAAUCACUUUCACAGGUUCAACUGCUGUGGGAAAGAAAUUAAUGGCUGGUUCAGCUAAUACUGUAAAAAGGCUAUCCCUGGAACUUGGUGGCAAUGCACCCUGCAUAGUGUUUGAUGAUGCAGACUUGGAUGUGGCAGUGAAAGGAGCUCUAGGGACUAAGUUCCGUAAUAGUGGACAAACAUGUGUAUGUGCUAAUAGAAUCCUUGUUCAAGAAGGUAUUUAUGAUAAAUUUGCUAGCGCUUUUUCAAAUGCUGUCCAGAAACUUCAAGUAGGGGAUGGAUUUGUUGAUGGUGUUGCUCAGGGACCACUCAUUAAUGAAGCUGCCGUUCAGAAGGUUGAAAAAUUUGUUCAAGAUGCCAUCUCAAAGGGAGCCAAAGUUCUUCUUGGUGGUAGAAGACAUCAUCUUGGAAUGACCUUUUAUGAACCCACAGUAAUGGCAGACAUCAACAAUGAGAUGCUUAUAUCUAGGGAGGAAAUCUUUGGGCCUGUUGCUCCUCUUCUUCCCUUUAAAACAGAGGAAGAUGCUAUUCGCUUGGCAAAUGACACCAAUGCAGGAUUAGCUGCAUAUUUAUUCACAACAAAUAUUCAACGUUCUUGGCGUGUUAGUGAAGCCCUUGAAUAUGGAAUUGUUGGUGUUAACGAGGGAUUAGUUUCCACGGAGGUGGCUCCAUUUGGAGGAUUUAAGCAGUCUGGUAUUGGACGAGAGGGUUCUAAGUAUGGCAUGGAUGAAUAUGUUGAAGUUAAAUACGUAUGUUUGGGUAACAUGCAUGGUUAAAUUAAUUGGGACAAAUGCACCUAUCAUUAAUGGUUCACGCACAUUGGUUAUUUAUAUAUCUGGGGAAUCAUGCAAUCUGGUCUGUGACGUACAAAAUGAGCAUCAGUAGAAUGACGUAGAUAGUACAAAAUGAGCAUCGUGGGUCUAGUGUGGACUUCAAGUUCUCCAACUUGGCUCGAAUAAAGUUUGCUCGCACCUGUCUCUUGGUGUUUAUGCGUAGUGUAGUUUGUUGGUUUUAUUUUUUGUGUUUCUUUAAUAAUACUCUGUCAUUUUUAGUUUCCUUUGAGUGACUUAUAUAUUUUGGGAAUGAUUCUAGGGUGACGGUGAUCAGAGAAACUUUGAUUACCAUAAGCCAAAAGCGGGUCUGAUCCUCAUGGCCACAAACACACACACACACACAAAAAAAAAAAAAAAAAAAAAAAAAAAAAAAAAAGUCCUUUAUUUCCUUUUUAGCAAAAAAAAAUCAUAUUCCUAAUUUUACAAAAUGUUAAAAAUCUAAGUAAAAUCAUAUAUUAUUAUUUAUGAUAA
This is a messenger RNA of Chenopodium quinoa (quinoa), 2431 nucleotides long. RefSeq names its product succinate-semialdehyde dehydrogenase, mitochondrial-like. The record is from RefSeq and is a predicted model, not a curated record. The transcript has 23 exons. The coding region runs from base 155 to 1903 and encodes 582 amino acids. Gene Ontology annotation, biological process: GABA catabolic process. Lineage: Eukaryota; Viridiplantae; Streptophyta; Magnoliopsida; Caryophyllales; Amaranthaceae. Gene Ontology annotation, molecular function: succinate-semialdehyde dehydrogenase (NAD+) activity.